Molecule: messenger RNA, 1211 nt
Organism: Lotus japonicus
Lineage: Eukaryota; Viridiplantae; Streptophyta; Magnoliopsida; Fabales; Fabaceae
Exons: 1
Coding region: 137-676 (179 amino acids)
Source: RefSeq, a predicted model, not a curated record
AUUCCUCUCUCUUCAUCCCUUGCUUCAAUAUCCAUUCCUUGAUAUCCCUAGCUCAUAUCAAUCUGAUUCUAUUUCAAUUUUCGCCAUCUCUUAGUUCUUCUUCCUUCUAUUUUAAUUUCUAGGAAAUUAAAUAAAUAUGGAGAACACUUUGGUGCCUAAGAGGCCUAGAGAAGAAGCCCAAUUGGAAAAAGAUUUAGACUUUGAAGAGUAUUCAAAGAGGCACAAGCCAUACAACCACAUAAUCUCCCUUCUUGAUUCAGAUUCAGAGGAAGAGAAUUCUACAGAAGAUCUCUCUCCUUUGAUGACAACCCUCCAGCAAGAAAUUACAUGUCCUUCUGAUAGCCUAGAUGCUCUUUUGAUGGGCCCAGCUCAAGAAAAAGCCCAAGAAAAUCUUACUAGUUUAGAGAACAGUUUAACCUCUACUCAUGUGUUGAAGGCAGAGGAGGAUGAGAAGGAUAAGGUGAUGAGACAUCUUCUUGAAGCUUCUGAUGAUGAACUUGGGAUUCCAAACAGAGGGGAUGAAGCAGGAUGGUUGGGUUUUGGGGAAGAAUUAGGAUUAAUUAACAGUAGUGGAGAUGAGUUUUCUUCUUUGUGUGAUAAAUUAUGGGAGAUUGAAGAUGAGAGAGCUAACUACUAUGCUCUGUUGCAGUCUGAAAUCUUCCUGUGGGGGCAAUAGGAAGUGAAUAUUCUCGUGUGUGUUUGGCUCGGCGUUAGUAGAAUUGGAUCUGGCCAGAAUUGGAUCUGAUAUGAAUUGGAUCUGGUAAACAUGAGUUUGAGUGACGUGAUUUAUGUUUGGAUACAUUUAUCAGGAAUUGGAUCUGAUAGACUUGAAUUGGAUCUGUAAAAGGGAAAGGGGACAAUUGGAUCAAUAUUGAUGCUGAAGCAACAAAUUGUUGUGUUAGGAUGGAUCCAAUUCUGGGGCCAGAAUUGGAUCAUCAACAUUUAACAUCCAAACAUCAAUGGAGAUGGAAAAAUCACGUUUGAGGUCUUUAAACGUGGAUCAGGCCUGAUCCAACGUGCAUCCAAACACACCCCUCUUCUCAGUAGGUGAAAUCCAAGAGGAGAUAAAGAACUGAAGGUGGUAGAUAGUAACAUAGAAAGAUGGUGGCAAUUAAUUUGUUUUCUUUUUUGGUACUUUGAGUUAGUUAAUAGUAAUACAUUUGUAAUAUCUUUUAAUAAUUUUUCAAAAGGAGAACACACCUCAGCGCUCA